Messenger RNA from Sodiomyces alkalinus F11, 1216 nucleotides. RefSeq names its product LigB subunit of an aromatic-ring-opening dioxygenase LigAB. Bases 102 to 1160 code for a protein of 352 amino acids. The record is from RefSeq and is a predicted model, not a curated record. The transcript has a single exon. Lineage: Eukaryota; Fungi; Ascomycota; Sordariomycetes; Glomerellales; Plectosphaerellaceae. Gene Ontology annotation, molecular function: zinc ion binding; oxidoreductase activity, acting on single donors with incorporation of molecular oxygen; ferrous iron binding.
UUCCCACUCACUCACGAAGACCCUAUAUAUAUGGUCCCUCGCUCGAGUGAGUUGGAAGAGAAUCAAGAUCUAUCGACAAAAGGCCAGCUCUGACCUCGAGAAUGCAACCAGGGCAGCUUCUGAGACCCCUGAAGUACCUCGUUGCCACCUAUCUCACAUACGCUGUCGUUCGACACACGGCGCCUCGCACAUUUUCCACGUUUUCUACCUCAACCUCAUCCGCCAUGCCGCGUGGAUCCGUUGUCUGCAUCUCCCACGGCGGAGGUAAGUUUAAGACUCUUUCCCCGCUCUCUUCUCUCCCUGUUCUCUUAUCCACUCAAAAACUGUACUUUCACCCGCUGACACCUCCAGGCCCUCUCCCCGUCCUCGGUGACCCCAGCCACAAAUCUAUCGUCUCCUCCCUCACCACCCGCGUACCCAAACUUCUGCGUCUCGGCACCGACGAGGCUCCCCGCGCCAUCGUCGUCGUCACGGCCCACUGGUCCCAACGCAACCCAACCAUCUCUUCCGCCUCCCAGCAUCGUCUUUACUACGACUACGGCGGCUUCCCCCCGGAGUCGUACCGUCUGAAAUACGACGCCCCCGGCUCGCCCGACGUAGCCCAGGAAGUCAAGUCCGCGCUAGAAAAGGAAGGACUCACUCCCGUCCUCGACGACGAACGCGGCUGGGACCACGGCGUCUUCAUCCCCUUCCUCCUCAUCAACCCCAAGGCCGACAUCCCCAUCGUGCAGCUCUCAGUGCUCGCCUCCGAGUCCCCCGAGGAACACCACAAGAUGGGCCGCGCCCUCGGUCGCCUGCGCGACUCCAACGUCGCCAUCGUCGGUUCUGGCUUCGCGUCGUUUCACAACCUGGCGGAGAUGAUGCCGCUUUUCUCGGGCGACCCGGUCCGGACUUCCCGGGUUGCGCGGAAGGUGGCUGAGUUUUCCGGCGCGUUGACGCCGGCGGUUGAGACGGAGGGUAGUGAGGAGCGGGCGGCAAGGUUGGCGCGGUGGAGGGAGUUUCCUCAUUCUUAUGAGAUGCAUCCCCGAGGCGGAGGGGAGCACUUUAUGCCGCUGCUGGUUUCUGCUGGUGCUGGUGGGGACGAGGUUGCGGGGAAGUAUAAGGAUGAGUUUUUGGGGGUGGAUAUAUGGACGUACUACUGGAGUGAUGUGAAGCUGUGAGUGCGAGAGGGGUGUUGACUAGGUAUGGAGUAUUAUGACGGAAUUGACGACUUUUU